Serpula lacrymans var. lacrymans S7.9 is the source of this 596-nucleotide messenger RNA. RefSeq lists its product as uncharacterized. The record is from RefSeq and is a predicted model, not a curated record. Lineage: Eukaryota; Fungi; Basidiomycota; Agaricomycetes; Boletales; Serpulaceae. The transcript has 4 exons. The annotation marks the transcript as partial.
GUUCAAUACUAUCAUGUCUGAUGGGCAACUGGAAUUAUUUGGUUUGCUUCGCGGAUAUUCCGCCCUUUCACCCAUGCAGACGCAAUCAUUCCCAACCCAUUUACCUUUCUCUUUAAUCCAUACAUUUCUUCUGGAUUCUGUGUUGUUGAACCCACAUCUCAAGACUUAUCCUCCCUCCAAACAUUACCAGCAAACCUUUUGGAAAUGGGCCACCUUUCUUCUGGAAACGAUGCCCAAAGACGAGGAUGACGAGAUCGACACUCGUAUUUACAACCAUUACCUAUCGUUACUCAUGUCCUCGACUCCUGAGCCAAACAACCCGCUUUCAUUGUGUGGCCCACCAAUCGAAUCAUAUGUAACUCAUUAUUGGAAACUUCCUCAGCUAGAGAAACUCGUUGUUAAUAGGGAGGCAUGCGAUGCAUACCAGACAACGACAUUGCUCGAGUCACAGACUACUAUUGAGGGUGGUACUACUGGUCUUCGGACCUGGCGAGCGAGUCUUGUUCUCUCGCAAUACUUGAUAUCUUGCCCCACGCUGGUUAAGAACAAGGUCGUCCUGGAGCUAGGAUGCGGCACUGGUUUUUUGGGCAUCAUCG